UGCUUGUUUGGUUUCCUGUGCGGUAAUAAAUACUCACAGUAGAGACUAGAAAGAGAGGCGAGGAAGCCAAAGCAAAUCAAGCAGAAAAAGCUUACACUUUCGCAGAGGAAAAACAAAGAAGAAAAAAAGGGUAAAUAGAAAUGGAUGUGAUCAAAACCCAGCAAAUAUCAUCGCGGUCAAUCGAGAAGGUGAUAGUUCAUCCUUUGGUUCUUCUUAGCAUCGUCGACAACUACAAUCGCGUCGCUAAAGACACCCGCAAGCGCGUCGUCGGAGUCCUUCUUGGCACCUCAUUCAAAGGCACCGUUGACGUCACCAACAGCUACGCAGUGCCUUUUGAGGAAGACGAGAAGGACCCGAGCAUAUGGUUCCUUGACCACAACUACCAUGAAUCAAUGUUUUCGAUGUUUAAGAGGAUUAAUGCGAAGGAGCAUGUUGUUGGUUGGUAUAGUACAGGCCCAAAAUUGCGGGAGAAUGAUCUAGACAUUCACAGAUUAUUCCACAACUAUGUCCCAAAUCCUGUCUUGGUGAUUAUUGAUGUCCAACCUAAGGAGUUGGGGAUACCCACUAAGGCGUACUAUGAUGUUGAGGAGGUUAAGGAGAAUGCUACUCAAAAGAGCCAAAAGGUUUUUGUUCACGUUCCUUCUGAAAUUGCUGCUCACGAAGUUGAGGAGAUUGGAGUGGAACACUUGCUUAGGGAUGUAAAGGAUACAACCAUCAGUACACUAGCAAAUGAGGUCACCGGAAAACUCACAGCUUUGAAGGGUUUGGAUGCAAGGUUACGAGAGAUAUGUGCUUACCUUGAUCUUGUUAUUGAUGAGAAGCUUCCAUUGAAUCAUGAAAUACUUUACCAUUUACAGGAUGUGUUUAACUUACUGCCAAACCUAAACAUAAAUGAAUUAAUCAAGGCUUUUGCAGUAAAAACAAAUGAUAUGAUGUUGGUUAUAUAUCUGUCAUCUCUCAUUCGAAGUGUAAUUGCACUCCAUAACUUAAUCAAUAACAAGAUGCGAAACGAGGAACAUGAGAAAGUCGAGGACGCAAAGCCAGCAACUGUCCAAGCUGCCAGUUGAAGCCAAAUGUCAUCUCAGAUCCAGCCAUGACAAAAGCUCGAGCAUUUCAUGGAUUCCACAUUCCUGUGAUUUUGUAUCCUUCAUAGAGAUCACCAGGCUCCAAACAUGAUUUAAA
Messenger RNA from Hibiscus syriacus, 1182 nucleotides. Its product is annotated as 26S proteasome non-ATPase regulatory subunit 7 homolog A-like. The record is from RefSeq and is a predicted model, not a curated record. The transcript is spliced from 10 exons. NCBI's taxonomy places the organism in Eukaryota, Viridiplantae, Streptophyta, Magnoliopsida, Malvales, Malvaceae. Gene Ontology annotation, molecular function: metallopeptidase activity; protein binding. Gene Ontology annotation, cellular component: proteasome regulatory particle; proteasome complex. Gene Ontology annotation, biological process: proteasome-mediated ubiquitin-dependent protein catabolic process. Bases 141 to 1067 code for a protein of 308 amino acids.